GAAGCUAUUAAAGCUCGGACACUUCCGGGGCUGCCAGACAGUGGCUGCUGACGGAUAUGGCGGAGAACGGUUGUGAGGUGAACGGCUCCGGCGGGUCGGUGUGUCGGAGGUGUACGGCGGCCCCCGGCGAGAGGGGGAGCACACCGGGCGGAGUGUCCAAGUGGGUCCGGCUAAACGUCGGCGGAACGUGUUUUCUGACCACACGGCAAACUCUGUGCAGAGACCCGAAGUCCUUCCUGUACCGGUUAUGUCAGGCGGACCCCGACCUGGACUCGGAUAAGGAUGAAACGGGCGCCUAUUUAAUAGACAGAGACCCCACGUACUUUGGCCCAGUAUUGAAUUACCUGAGGCACGGGAAGCUAGUCAUAAAUAAAGACCUAGCAGAAGAAGGUGUCCUGGAAGAAGCGGAGUUCUACAAUAUCACAUCAUUAAUUAAACUGGUAAAGGACAGAAUAAGGGAGCGGGACAGUAAAACCUCACAGGUGCCAGUCAAACAUGUUUACAGAGUACUUCAAUGUCAGGAGGAAGAGCUAACCCAAAUGGUGUCCACAAUGUCAGACGGCUGGAAAUUCGAGCAGUUUGUCAGCGUAGGUUCCCUGUAUGGAUGCGGGCGGGAUCAUCAGUCAGAGUUUCUGCUCAUUGUUUCAAGGGAAGUCAAAGUGGAGGAGACCAGCCUCCAGAUGUGCAGCGGCAAGCUCGUCAGCAUCGGUUCUUCCUACAACUAUGGAAAUGAAGAUCAAGCAGAGUUCUUGUGUGUGGUCUCCAAAGAGUUGCACAAUACUCCAUAUGGCACUACUAGUGAACCUAGUGAAAAGGCAAAGAUCUUGCAAGAGAGGGGCUCCCGAAUGUGAAGUGUCCUGUAAGAAGAUAUAUAUAUUAUAUAUUUUUUUUAUAUAAUUUUAUUCCAAGCAAGCAAUGAUCUGGCGGAGAAUCUCCACUGUAACAAGCCACCACAAAAUGUCUGCUUUCCGAUUAGCGUUUCUUGGGCUGUCAUGAAUAACGUGUACUGUACUUGUGGUGGAAGCUUCAGUGUUUCAUUCAUGGGGACUUGGUGUUGAAGAACUUUGAAGUGGGUCUGUUCUAAUGUAUCUUUUCCCUACCCCUGUUUUUAUUUUAUUUUACUUUAUUUUAGGACCUUUUUGUACAUCAGUGGUAUUACAGCCGGGGUGACCAGACCAGAGUCCAUCCAACAUGUUGCCCUCUAACAUCCCUACACUUUGUACUUCAACACUACAUAUGACCCACGGUUUUUCUGCCACCUUUAAGUCCUGUCCAAAUUUUAGGGAGGCCUCUUUCUCUGCCUGAGACUCUUAGCCAAUCACUUCCUCUACCUGGGUUUUGUCAACCCACCUAUAGGGAUCAGCGAAUGUCACAUGUUCUCUGCGCUGGUGUAUUGUUGCAGAAGGCUUCUUCCGUAGAAACUCUACUUCCUUGGGAAAAAAUUGGGCAAACAGGUUUUAUAUAA
Bufo bufo (common toad) is the source of this 1465-nucleotide messenger RNA. Its product is annotated as BTB/POZ domain-containing protein KCTD5. The record is from RefSeq and is a predicted model, not a curated record. Gene Ontology annotation, biological process: proteasome-mediated ubiquitin-dependent protein catabolic process; protein homooligomerization. Gene Ontology annotation, molecular function: cullin family protein binding. Bases 57 to 851 code for a protein of 264 amino acids. NCBI's taxonomy places the organism in Eukaryota, Metazoa, Chordata, Amphibia, Anura, Bufonidae. The transcript has 7 exons. Gene Ontology annotation, cellular component: cytoplasm; Cul3-RING ubiquitin ligase complex.